Vitis riparia (riverbank grape) is the source of this 1787-nucleotide messenger RNA. RefSeq names its product erlin-2-B. The record is from RefSeq and is a predicted model, not a curated record. The coding region runs from base 161 to 1300 and encodes 379 amino acids. Gene Ontology annotation, cellular component: endoplasmic reticulum; endoplasmic reticulum membrane. The transcript is spliced from 9 exons. Gene Ontology annotation, biological process: SREBP signaling pathway. NCBI's taxonomy places the organism in Eukaryota, Viridiplantae, Streptophyta, Magnoliopsida, Vitales, Vitaceae. Gene Ontology annotation, molecular function: ubiquitin protein ligase binding; cholesterol binding.
UGUUUUUUGGUGGAGAAAAAUAACGGAUUGACCCAAAAUGCACAUAUUCUUUGCUUACCUGCUGCGAAACCAAUAGAAGGAAGAAGAGAAAGGGCUGAGAAGUUCGACAACUAAUCUUCACGCUUUCCGAAACAGCACUCAGUUGACGGAGUGAAAAGCCAUGGAUCCACCGCAACAGAGACCAGAGUCUCCGAUGGAAAUCCCCAUGGAUCAGCAGGGCCGGAGAUCCGAAACUCCGCCGCCUCGCCCUCGACCAGCACCAGCAGCAGCCGCAGGCGGAGAUUUCUCUGCGAUCAUCACCGUGUUUUUCUUCUUCAUCCUCAUUUUCUCCUUUGUAGCAUUCCAGUCAUCCUCAACAUUAACAAACAACUUAACCCUUUUACACCAAGUCCCAGAAGGUCAUGUUGGGAUGUAUUGGAGAGGAGGUGCUCUUCUAAAAACAAUUACAGAGCCAGGUUUCCAUCUAAAGAUGCCCUUGGUAACCCAGUUUGAGCCCAUUCAAGUGACUCUCCAGACGGAUCAGGUUAGGGAUAUUCCAUGUGGUACCAAAGGAGGUGUCAUGAUCAACUUUGAGAAGAUAGAGGUUGUUAACCGGCUUCAUAAGGACUAUGUGUAUGAGACACUGCUAAACUAUGGUGUGCAGUAUGACAACACAUGGAUAUAUGAUAAGAUUCACCAUGAGAUCAAUCAGUUUUGCAGUGCUCAUUCCCUUCAACAAGUUUAUAUUGAUAUGUUUGAUCAGAUUGAUGAAAAAAUGAAAGAUGCUCUUCAAGGUGAUUGCACACGUUAUGCUCCUGGUAUUGAAAUCAUCAGUGUGCGUGUCACGAAACCUAGUAUCCCGGAGAGUAUAAGGCGCAAUUUCGAACAGAUGGAGCAGGAACGCACUAAUGUAUUGAUUGCCAUGGAGAAACAGAAGGUCGCCGAGAAGGAGGCAGAGACACGGAAGAAGAUGGCUAUAACUGAAGCCGAGAAGAAUGCCCAGGUUAGCAAGAUCCUCAUGCAACAAAAGUUGAUGGAGAAAGACAGUUCCAGAAUGCAGGAGGAAAUUGAGAACCAAAUGUACAUGGCUCGAGAAAAGAGCUUGGCAGAUGCUAGUUUCUAUAGGCUGAUGAGAGAAGCAGAAGCAAACAAGUUGAAGCUUACUCCUGAGUACUUGGAGCUCAGAUUCAUUGAAGCCAUAGCUAAUAAUUCCAAAAUCUUUUUUGGAAACAAGGUCCCAAAUAUGGUUUUUGACCAGAGACUACUUGGGAACUUCCUCCAAAGUGUAGCCAAAAGGGGGGACACCGAAGCUGAGUUCUAGGCUACACCAACUCUGUUACUAUAUAAUAAUGAUGAGAACCAUAUGCAAUUUGAAAAUCCAAGGGGAUUUAUGAUCAUAUAGUCCAAAUCAUUUCAGUGAUUACCUAUUUGCAGCUCAUAUUGGUAGUCACCUGUAGUCAUGUGAUGAACAAUCCUGCAGUUGCUGUGGAGAGCAUCAUCUAAAGCCAUAGAGAAAACAAGUGUUUUUCCAGUUCAUAUUUUCCCAGGUAUCUGUUCCCUUUCUUCUCCUGUUCUCCCCCAAAAGUUGUAAUAAGGAAAUACUAGUUUUUUUCUUUUCCUUGUGAAAAGGCAUCGGGUACAAUGGUUGUUUGAGCAGGUUGUGGUGGCAACCGUGACUGUAAAUGGGGUGUGUUUCCUGUUCCAUGGGGCUGAAACUUAUGUUCACGUUGUUCAUUGUCCUUUCUUCUGGCUACUUUUUGGACUUGGAUAAUCAGAUUCGUAUAUGCCAAAUUAAUAUUUCCGUUCCC